This is a messenger RNA of Cuscuta epithymum, 1721 nucleotides long. The record is from the annotation of a GenBank genome assembly. Lineage: Eukaryota; Viridiplantae; Streptophyta; Magnoliopsida; Solanales; Convolvulaceae.
GGGAGCUGGGACGUUGGUCACGAGCAGUGGUGAUUAAGGAUCUUGGUCGGCAGCGGCAGUCGGUGGUGGAGGGCGGCAUGUCAUGAAGGAAGUGGUUGGCGAUGGUCACGGAGGCGAUCAGUGGAUGGCAGUAAUCACUAUGAGACCAGAUAACUGUAAUUGGUCGGACCGGGUAAUUGUAAUUGGGCGGAACAGGAGAAGAAGGCUGCAAGGUGGUAGCGACGAUUCCAUCACCUUCUCUGAGGUUGGUAAGGCCACUUAAGCAUCUCUUCUUCGUUGCCACCCCUUCUUCAAACUCCAGGACAACACCUAAAUCUAUUCGGAGGGAGUCACCCAACUUCGUGAAUCAAAGGAGAAAGAAUCAAUUUCACAUGAACACGACUCUUUUAAUCCAGUGCAACCAUGACAUACUAGAGAAGAUUAAAAGAGCUCACUGAUAGAAGAGUUUGAGCCGUUGAGAAUCACUACAUGAUUGGCUGAUUACAUGCCAAUGGAUCCAAGGAGGAGAAAAGGUCAAGAGAAUGUUUAAAUCUUGAUCAGCAAGAGUUUGGAUAAGAGCAUAAUUGAAUGCCGGAAAGGGAUUCUGUCACAGAUAGGCUUUUCCAUUGAAUGCUGCUGUCCAGAGGCUUCACUGUAUGUCUCAGAUAAAUUUCUUAAAGAAAAGAAUAUGUUGGAGCCUGGGAGGAAAUGGCCAUCAGCAUACCUGUUCUUACACAUGUGGCUUGAGAGAUGUGGACAAACAAAUUGUUCUCUUGAUGAGAAAAAUUUCUAUCUUAAGAGAUAAUAAAAUGGAAAAAGAAAUUGACUAUAGGAUGCCUGGUUCGCUUUCCCUUUGGCAUGACGCCAUGACUUCAGGUGCACCCUACGGACGAGUAAAUCGCCGAGACAAAGGACAAGGAGCUUUUCCCUAGGAUCCAAAUUCAAUUUAUCCACGAGGAAAUUGUGAUCCUGGAUGCAUUUUGGCCGGCAAGAUGCUCCUAGACGGCGGCUGACGGCGGGCAAUGGGGCGGUGGUGGUAGGGAGCGUGCAACAGCAGGCAGAUGGAUCUAAGAUGAGAUAAGGCGCAGUGCAACAGAGUUCUACGCGGGAAACGAACUUUGCUGAGAGAGGUGGGGCUGCCCGCAGGGCUGCUGCCCAUGAAAGACAUGGAGGAGUGCGGGUACGUCAAGGACAUCGACUUCGUGUGGCUCAAGUCCAAAAAGAAGACCGAGCACACGUUCGAGGAGAUCGGGAAGCUGGUGCAGUAUGGGUGCGAGGUGACAGCCAAUGUGGAGCAGAACAAGAUCAAGAAGCUCAAAGGGGUCAAGGCCAAGGAGCUGCUGAUGUGGGACACCAUCAGCCAGAUCUCCGUGUAUGACCCGCCCACCGGAAAAAUCUACUUCAAGAGUUCUCUCGGCGUAGGCAAGACCUUUCCGGUUUCGGCUUUCGAGAUCCCGAAGGUGGAGCAGAAGAAGAAGGUAGGGGAAGUCAAAGAGGUGUAAUACUGUAAUGAUGAAGAGUAGUUAUUUGAAAGGUAGUUACUUUCAUCUUUUGUGUCCUUAGUUGAAGGGUAGUUCGAUAUCAUUAUCCCUGUUCUGUUUUAUCAAGUCAUAAUAGUGUCGUAAGUUCUUUGUCGUUUCUGUCAUCGUAAAAUAUAUUCUCAUCAAUAGCAACUCGCAAAAUAUUCCCCCGUUCCCUUUAACGCUAUGUAUUGAAGUUACUUUUGAAGGGAAAAAACUUUU